Messenger RNA from Dreissena polymorpha, 2937 nucleotides. Its product is annotated as caspase-7-like. Gene Ontology annotation, biological process: proteolysis. The record is from RefSeq and is a predicted model, not a curated record. Lineage: Eukaryota; Metazoa; Mollusca; Bivalvia; Myida; Dreissenidae. The transcript is spliced from 4 exons. Bases 78 to 665 code for a protein of 195 amino acids. Gene Ontology annotation, molecular function: cysteine-type endopeptidase activity.
AUGCGGAAGCUCUUAAGAAAUUCUUUCCAGAAAAACAUUACAUUCAUCAAGAUAAUGAUUGUGAAAGCAUUGAUGACAUGAUAGCCAACCUUGGAAAAGCAAAACAAACGUUGAAAACCGAGAAAGAUAUAUAUUGCUUCGUAUGCGCGAUUCUUGGAAACGGUCAUAAGGGAAUUAUUGACCUCACCGAAGGCGAAUAUAAGAUCGAAGAAAUUAGAAAGACUUUUAACAAUGACCUAGACUCACCAUAUUUCACAGGUCGUCCAAAAGUCUUUCUCAUUCAGGCAGGUCAAGGGUAUAAUCUUCAAAAAUCAUCAAUCAAAUUUGUUGACAGUGAAAUUGCCGUGCACGUUGAUGCUGAUGCACUGAUAGCCUAUGCAAGCACACCUGACUAUGCUGCGUUUGAAAGUGACAAAGGGUCAUAUUUCAUCCAAACGUGUGUAGAGGUGUUUAAAAGUAAACACAGCUCCUGUCACCUGGAAGAAAUGAUGGUUAUAGUUAAGGAACAAAUGUCCUGUUACCGGUUUCGUCUAAAGGAGCCAUUACAGCAGGCUGAUGUCCGCGAUGUCCGCGAUAAGAAGCAUCCUUAUUAUGGGACGUUCACGCAAAUGCCGUGCGUUUGGACCACACUUACUCGCUUCUUGUAUUUCAAAUCACCAGACUAAAGUUCAAUUUUGUUCAUACUCUUUAUCUCUCAUUAGAUUAUUCUAAUGUUGAAUAACAAGAUAAACUUUUCCACUAUAUACAAUACCUACAGACAAAAACAUUAUAAAUGCAGAACGAUACUUGUGCAUUUGCAUGAUGUUCCAUUUUAGACAGUCAUAUGGGAAAUGUCCUUGUUCUUGCCAUAUAUAUGGACAAGCAUUAGGUAGAGAAUAGUUGAUCACCAGAGAUUUUAAAAUGUGCAUUAAUAAAACACGGGAACCAUGUAUUUGUUUUUCAUAAAAUAUGCAGGAAUAUUGCAACAUCACGUUUACAAUUUUUAUCAUGGAUUUAUCGAUAUUGCACAUUUUCGCUUUCGGUUAAAAAUGAAAAUUUCUUUUUUUUAAGUAGUUUACUAUGUUAAAAAAUUGUUAACAAAUUCAAAUGAAAUAUGAUUAUUUAGUGUUCCAUAUGUGGAUGGUUAAACAAAUAGGUAUUAAUUUCACAUUCUUUAUGUGUAUUUUAUGCAUACACAUUUGGCGACGUGUUUUAAUUAUGGACCACAGGUAUUUCUUCAACAAUAAAUAUAUUUUACUAUGCUGUUGUUGCCAAUAUUGUUUCUUUGAAACAUAUAGAUUUUUUUCUGAAAACAUCUAAAUUGUUAUCUGCAUUGUUUUAAGGGGUGUUGCGGCAGUUUAUUUAUACGAUGAUAUUUUUAUAGCAACACCGACUCGCUCUUAUCACAACCCAAUAUUUGUGUUACCAGAAUAAUCGAAUAUUACAGAGUGGAUUCAUAAAACAAAUGUCAGUCGUUCGAUCCUAGGUUUGGCUAACUUUUUAAAAACUUUUUUUCUCUCUUUAAUUUAAUUCUUGUUUUAUACUGGAGUUCUUUAGAUCUGUUGUUUACAUUUAUCAAUUCAAAUCAUUUAUCACUAACUUCAAAACAUGCCAAAAACUGUAAAAAAGUCCGUGUAAGUUAUUGAUGAUUAAGGUCGAGUUUGAUACCGUAUUUUCUUAUGUUUGUGACUAAAUAUUGUAUUAUUAUUGUUGUUUUUAGGUAAGCUGUUGAGAUCCCAGUAAAGAUUAUAAACAAUGUCAAAAGCUUAUGCACAUUUUUAGCAAUCUAUGUACCGGUACUUGGGUUUAGCCAAAUUGCUAUAUUUUAUGAAAUCUGACAUAGAUGGUAGGGAUAGUUGAACAGCAAAAUCUCUGUUAAAAGUGCGAUGACCCCCAUUUUUAUUUGUGUUUUAUGAUAACAAUACGUAGAUGAAAGUAUUUGAGCAGUUUAUCAGAAAUUUAUUCGAUAGAACUUUUUUAAUUUCAUUUUUGUGGUUCUUAAAAUUUAACUUGUGUUCUCCAUUUCUUUGGUAGUUUGUGGUUUAAUUAAAUGGUAUAUGAUGUAUCUUAGCUGAUAUAAUAUCAACAUGUUGCCAAUGUUAUAGGUUAUUGAUCAUUCUUAUGCAAUUAGAUAUUUUUCAGUUUAAAUGAAAAAGUACAUGUUAUGUAAUGGUGGAUAAAAUCAAAACAAGGCCGGUGACCCUAUGUUUGUUAUUUCAUUUUUCAUUUAGUAUUUGAAUGUAGUACUUGAAUAUAAAUUUUUGACAAUAUCUAUAAAAUGGAAAAAAUCAGCAAAACUGCAGCAAAACCCCUUAAUUGUAUUCGAAUAAAGAUAUGUCGUUUUUUGUUUGAUAAGUUUUACUCACCGUACACAUACUUUUUUUAAACAUUCAUGUAGAAAUAAUGACAUAUGUAUCCAAUAAUAAAAUGGAAAUAUUAAUAUUGGUUUUUGUCUGGAAGUGUAUGUCUAAAUUUUUAAAUGUUUUUCGAGUAUGAAGACUUCUUGUAUUGUUACGACAGAUUUUUCUGUCUCCUUUUGAGAAUGUAGACCGGAAAAGAUUAACGGAGGCAAGAUAUCGAUUUAAUAAUAAGAACUAAUUUUGUACAGAAUAGUUCGUUUAAAGUCUGUCAGCGUUGUCUUUAAGAGCCAUAUUGACUGUUAAUAUGUUAUACUAUUUUCGAAAAUAAGAUGAACUUUAAAUGCGUAUCAACAAUUAAGUAAUAAAGAAUACUAAUAUUUCGUUUUCACAAGGGUCCAGUGAAUAUUUAUUUUAGUUAUUUUACAAAAUUUGUCUAAGGCGCUCAAAACAGUAGUAAUAAUAUAUUAAAGAAUAUAAUGUUAAUGUUGUACCGCAUGCUCAAAUUGAUAACAUAACUGUGGAGAGGUAAACACUUCAAGUGAUAUUUUUGUAGACGUGAAUUCUAAUCAUAAUAGGGAUUCGGUCGAAAUAAACAUUU